AUGAAAACGGUCGACAAAGCCCCCGCCAAUUAUUUCUCCAAACAGCACUCGCUCCGUGCUAUGUUUACUCAGCACAUUAAUAUGCAACCAUUGCAUGAUGUUACCGACAAAGAGGCACAAGAUGCACCCUUUUCCAGUGAUGUCAACACCCUCUUUGAUGCAGGAACACCCUGUAAGGAGUUGCAGGCUCGUAAUCUGCGCAAUGGCCUGUUAUCCUUUCAUUCUGACCAACCGUUGGAAAUGCAUGAUAAACAUAAUUUUGGCUCCAGUCAUAGCUAUUCAGAAUUUGGAGACCCUGGCCCUGGUUUGGAGGCUAUGUUUCAUGAUCACAAGGAUCCCAGUCUAUAUACAUCCUCACCACCUUCGCCUCCCCAGCAUAUAUACAAGAACAACCCCUCAUCACCAAGUGGAACUCGCCAUCAUGAAUUAAAUAACUUCAGAGAAUCGAUCCGCAGACACACCUCACACUUGGACUUGACGCACUCCUCAGGGCACGCGAGCCUUGCAAUGGCAUACCACACAUCAUGGCCAAACCGUUUCCAGGGCUUCGGCAUACACGCUCAUGAUUACCGCACCCCGCUCCCUCCAACAUCAUCACCGAGACCAGGGCAACCCGAAAACAUAUCACGUUUGGCUGGGCAAGAUAGUGGAUUGCAACACGACUACGUCGCAAAGCCUGCUUACCUACUUACCAUGAGUAACGAACCGCAAAGUACACCAAUCCCAGGCCCUUGUACGGAUCAAGACAUGAGGCAUAUUUAUGUCAACCAACAGAGACCAGCAACAUCUACUAGCCCGAGUCACUCUCCUCCUAGCCAUCAUAUUUUACGUUCCCAACCAUCCGAGCCGUCGUCUAUGUCAUGGAAUAGCGAGUCCAUUGAUGCACCUUCCUUCCAUUACUCGACGCCGGACCUUCAAACACCUGAUAACCAAAAUUGGUGGCAGCCAUCAGACAUCAAUUCUUACUCUCAGAGUACCUACCAACCCAUAGUCAUGGCACCAACCCCUCAAAGGCCACGAACCCACCAGACGCGAGUACUGCAAGGUACCAACAUGAUGCACCUAGGGCAAUCUCCAGAUAUGGGAUCAGUGGGAGAACCUCCUCUUUCCGCCUCUGCAAUAUCUUGUCCAGAAGAUAUGGCUCGUACACCUUAUACGCCUCUUGCACUGACACGAGAUAAUAUCUCCCGGACUUCACCAUUAGGGGCCCCGAACCAACGACAAUAUGCACCGCCUCGUAAUAGCCAACCCGUUUCUCCAGCCCUAGCCAACAUCAAAUCCCCAGGCUUACCUCUUCGAUCAACAUCCACCAACCUAACCAACCGGCUGCCAAAGCCAAAGCCAGAAAUACGUCCUCACGACCAACAACAUCAACGCAGGACUCAUAUCCGCAAAGCCUCUAAUCUUCCCACGAAUUCGCAGAGGGGUAUUAAAGGAGCACAUAUAACUCCAAACAGCAAUUCAAACCCAACCGCCAAACGCCCAAUGAGUGUUUCUUUUGUGAAUUUUACCCCUGAGGAUAGCCAAAAGCUUCUAACAGGCGUGGCGCCAAGCGGAAGCUCCAAGACCAAGGCAAGAAGAGAGCAGGAAGCACGCGAAAAACAACGCAAACUCAGCGAGGCGGCGAUGCUGGCAAUUAAAAGAGCUGGCGGCGAUGUUGAGGCGCUUGAAGCAGUUUUCUGUUGA
Blastomyces dermatitidis ER-3 is the source of this 1686-nucleotide messenger RNA. Its product is annotated as Wet1-IV. The transcript has a single exon. NCBI's taxonomy places the organism in Eukaryota, Fungi, Ascomycota, Eurotiomycetes, Onygenales, Ajellomycetaceae. The record is from RefSeq and is a predicted model, not a curated record. Bases 1 to 1686 code for a protein of 561 amino acids.